This is a messenger RNA of Vigna radiata var. radiata (mung bean), 714 nucleotides long. RefSeq lists its product as uncharacterized. The record is from RefSeq and is a predicted model, not a curated record. Lineage: Eukaryota; Viridiplantae; Streptophyta; Magnoliopsida; Fabales; Fabaceae. The coding region runs from base 239 to 607 and encodes 122 amino acids. The transcript is spliced from 2 exons.
UGAUGAUCAGUAUUAAGCAAUAUAAUUGAGUAUGAUAACACGAGAGCAACAUCCUUGUUAGCUAGGAUAUCUGGUGAUUGUUCAAGCACCCUGUGUAUGUUCUGUGAUUCUCCAGGAAGCCUAAAAGUCUCCAAAAAUACACGUAAGGCUGUGUCUAAGGUCAUGGAAAUCAAAUGUCUAAGCAAAUUCAUGAAGAACCUGAAUGUAGAAUUCAUCAUGAUCUCCAAGGAAAUCACCAAUGGAAUUCUUAUCCAACCUAGCUGUGUAUCUUAAAAAGCAGGCAACACUUUGGGAAUCAGCAAACGUUCUAAAUUCUCAUCUUCAACUUGAAGAGGUGUCGGAAAAAUCAAAGGCGUUAAUACCUGCUGACAGCCUCCGAGCACCAACUCAAAUUUCAGAGUCUACAUCUAAUGUUUUGCCAAAAGGUAAUUAUUUAUUCAUACCCCCACAGUCUGAAUUCCAUUUGUCACCAACAAUGGUGCAUGGUUAUUUCACAGAGACUAAAGAUUUGGCUACUGAAACGUCAACUGUUCAAAAGUUUGAUUUUGCUUCAUAUAAUGAAAACAAACCUACUCGGUGGUUUUGGACAAUCAAGACAGCUUGGUAGUGGUUUACCUGGAAGUGGUUUUUCCCCUCCCAGUGCUUUUGGUCGUGGAUUUGCUGGAAGUAGUUCUACUAACACUGCCAUUGGUGGAGGGUUUGCUGGUGUUGCAU